GAGCGCUUUAACGACCUCCGUCUCUUUCUCUCGCUUGCCGCCUUUUUCCUUCUGGUUCGGUCUUUUCCUCUUUCGUUUUAUUAAGACCUGUUUCCGUUUAGAUCCAUGUAUGUUCAUUUCUUAUUGUUCUGAUCUUAUAUCCUGAUUUUGAAUUUACUUUCUUCGAUGGCAUAUAGAAUAUGAUUCUUUUUGCUAGUAAAUGAUGUAGUUACUUAGCUCUAAAAUAUGUAGGUGAAAGUUUCUUUUAGCAUCUAUAAAUAGGUAAUAUGAUUUCAGAUCUCGAAAUAUUCCACAUUUUUAUGGUUGAAUUUGUGUAUUUGAGAUUAUUCGUUUUCUGUUGGCACUGUGAAUGCAUGCUUUUUGUAAGAUGAGAGCUUAUGUGUUUUGUUUGUUCCGCAGGUUUUUUUCAUUCUUUUUCAAAGACAAGCUGAGAUGGUAAGUUGACUGAACCGUAUUUUUGUUUGGCUUUUAUUUUUUUCUGUGAUUUCCAUUUGAUUUGAUUUCAUGUUUGAUAUGUUACAGGUGAAGUUUACUGCUGAGGAGCUUCGGGCCAUUAUGGACCGCAGUCACAAUAUCCGUAAUAUGUCUGUUAUUGCUCACGUGGAUCACGGGAAAUCGACUCUUACUGAUUCUCUUGUUACUGCUGCUGGAAUUAUUGCACAAGAAGUUGCUGGUGAUGUUCGUAUGACAGAUACCCGUGCUGACGAGGUCACGAGGCUGAGCGGGGUAUCACAAUCAAGUCUACUGGUAUCUCUCUGUAUUAUGAAAUGUCUGAUGACUCUUUGAAGAACUACAAGGGAGAUAGACAAGGGACUGAGCACCUCAUCAAUCUUAUAGAUUCCCCUGGCAUGUAGACUGUAGA
Messenger RNA from Hibiscus syriacus, 862 nucleotides. RefSeq names its product elongation factor 2-like. Gene Ontology annotation, biological process: translational elongation. Gene Ontology annotation, cellular component: cytosol; ribonucleoprotein complex. The record is from RefSeq and is a predicted model, not a curated record. The transcript has 2 exons. NCBI's taxonomy places the organism in Eukaryota, Viridiplantae, Streptophyta, Magnoliopsida, Malvales, Malvaceae. Gene Ontology annotation, molecular function: ribosome binding; GTPase activity; GTP binding. The coding region runs from base 505 to 786 and encodes 93 amino acids.